Lampris incognitus (smalleye Pacific opah) is the source of this 3325-nucleotide messenger RNA. It is a transcript of the gene gsap, whose product is annotated as gamma-secretase activating protein. Gene Ontology annotation, biological process: positive regulation of amyloid-beta formation. Bases 1 to 2712 code for a protein of 903 amino acids. The transcript is spliced from 33 exons. Gene Ontology annotation, cellular component: trans-Golgi network. The record is from RefSeq and is a predicted model, not a curated record. Lineage: Eukaryota; Metazoa; Chordata; Actinopteri; Lampriformes; Lampridae.
AUGCUGAAGCUGAAGUCAAAGUUUGAUCUUCAGAGAGAUGUGGUGUCGGACGUGUCCAGAACAGAAACGUCGGCCGGAAAAGCAGACUACUGGGCGGGGGAGGAUACCUGCAUCCUCAACAUUGAGAGAGAUGGGGGAGUCAUCUACUCCUGGAGGGGAGGAACUGGUACCACCCGGAUCGGUAAAUAUGAUCCCAACACAAAACAAAACAAGCUCCUGUACACGUUUGACAAGCAGGUGUGUGUUAGCAGCUGCUCUCUGAACAAGGAGGAGACGCUGCUAGCGGUCAGCCUGACACAGAGGACCAGAGGAGAGGAACACCUCAAACCAACAUCAAAGUGUCUGACUCUCUUGAUUGAGAUCCACCCCAUUAACAACACCAAAGUCCUCAAGGCAGUAGACUGCAGGGUCAGAGUACAGUUUCUCCAUCCAGAUCUGGACAGGAGCUCGGUGCUGGAGAGCCACCUGCUGCUGCUAGCCGAAGAUGGAUAUGUGGAUCAGUACCAUGUUUUUCUGUCCAGACAGGAGGGUUACAGGGUGGUGAUGGUGAAUCCAGAGCGUUUGUCCAAGUUAGCAGAGAGAGUAGCAGAGGACUUCAGCUGGGUCCAGUGGGACGCACACACACAGAGACUCUACUACCUCACACACAAGGACAAACCUCUGCUCAGAUGUGUUCAGUUUUUCCCCAGCCACAACUGUGAGACUGUGUUAGAGUUGCCUUUAGAGAUACCCUCCAAUUCCUUCAAGGCAGUCAGGUUUGUAAACCUGGGUUUUGAUCAUUACAACGAGGAGACACCGGAGCAGGAGCUUGUUAGAAUGGAAGUUUUUACAAACACAAUAGAAAGAAGUAUGUGUGUGUGCUACAGCCGCCCUCUUAGAGACAACCAGGACCUGACCUACACCGUAGUGUUCGUUCACAAAGGCUGCAGUAAGACAUUCGGGGUUUCUCUGGACAGUGAAAGGUCCCCUCAAACAUCCAGACACCUCCAUCCCCUCUUCAUCCCUGUGGGUUAUUACAUCCUGGUGUACCUGUCAGGUUAUUUCCUGCACUGUAUUAACACCAGACAGCAGGAGAUGCUCUGUCACUCCCUCUUCCUCUUUGGUCAGGAUGCUGACUUAGGCCUACCAGACCACUCGGCAAGCAUCACAGUUUUAGGUGCAGAUGAGGAAUCCGCCUGCGCUCUGUUGGACACCGGCAGUGGGAGGAUUUAUUCAGCUGACCUCAGUGCCACCUACCUCAUGCAGAUACUGUGUUCAGAUACCCCCACCGAUAGACCAAGACCAAACCCACAUCUGCUGCCCCCCUUUGGCCCCAGCAACAACAUUCAGACUGGGUGCAUCCUCCAUCCUACCCACCGUCGCAGCAGCGGCCGGUCUGACCUCCAGCGACUGGCUGCGCUCCACUGCCUUCUGGUUUAUAUGGGAAAUGACCCAGACCUGGAACUGCAGAUUAUUGACUGGUUCUGCGACAACAUGAUGGCCUUUGAAACCUUUGACCAGAUCCAGGAGUUCAUCCUAGCCUCCUUAUACAAUAUAAGCUAUGAGAAAUCUCUCUGUCUGGACAAAGUCCUGCCUUACUCCUCUGUGUUUGACAAAAAGGUCCCGGUGGGUUUGUUGGAGGUACCCGGUGUCUCCUGCAUCACAGAGCUACAUACUGACCCUGUCUUCAGAGGGAAAGCCAAGAGUCUUCAGGGGUUCUGGUCAGAGCUGCAGUGGAUCACAGAGAGGAUCAAAUACCUUGAGGCUGUACCCAACCUCAGAUACAGAGCCUCACAUGCACAGGUCGACUGGGGUAUACGUAUGUGUGUGUGUAGAUCGGAGAGGAGAUUAUCCAGCCAUCUGAAACGCAUGGAAGAAAAUACCAAGAAAGUUCUGUCAAUGGUGGACACGUGGAGUCUAGAUAAGAAGCUGGUGCCACUUUUCAAUGAGGAAGACUCUCAACAGAUGGCACUCAUAGGCCUGAUGGUUGAUAAGCUUCGAGAGCAUCUUAACAGACACCUACCUCGACUGGGAAAGAAGAAGAUAGAGUCACUGGUGGUCAACUACGUGGCCAAACUGCUGGAACUCAUCAGACACAUGUUGGAGUCGGUCUGGCUGAAGUACAAACUGGGCCCUCGUGUGUUGUGCCUUACACAGCAGGGUAGUUCAGCAGAGUGGGCUGUGUUUCACUUCAUGUGUCGGAUCCUGGAAGCCACGAGGGGCCUGUGCUUGCCUCUUCCACCUGGCUACCAUACCCUGUUAGCUGUGCUAGGUGUGCGUUGCCUUCCUCACCAAACCUUCCUCCAAUACAUUGACCAUGGCCUUCUGCAGCUCACUGAAACUUUCAUUACUCGGCUCAUGACAGAUUUGGACAACAGUGUGGCAAAUGAGAAACUGAAGUUCAGCAUUUUGAAAAGACUCUCCAAGCCUAUGGGACAGAGGAUCUACCAAUUGUGGGAUCACCCUGUCACUUCUGCCUCAAUCUCCAGGGAUUACGUCAGGACUCUGCUGGAGAAACAUAGCAGAAACAAGGGAUCUGCUUUCACAGGCAGAGACAAGCCGGGCAGCUUUAGAUCUGAGUUUCUGCCUCUUACCUACUUGGCAAAAAUACUCUCCAAUGUGGAGGAGCAAGCUCUGAACCCAUUCGAGGAGCAGGAGAAUGUGGAUGCCAAGUUUGUGGAGGAGACUGCUCUUAAACAGACACUCAUCCUCUUGGGCUGUGACAACAAAUGAAGGGAAUAAAAGGGAGAGAGGGACGGAGGGGGGAAGCUGAUAUAUUGAUUGACGGAUGUGUGGGUGCUGUGAGUUCUUUUGAGAGCAUGCUCAGGCUCAUUUCCCUGGGCUUUGAGGAAAAGUAAUGGAUGGCUGGGUGAUGGAAGGACGUUUGGGUGCAAUAACGAAAGGACAAACAGAGGGACCCAAGAUGAAUGAGAGGAAGAUAAUUCAUAAAUAAGCCCCAUUCUGCAAGGUAGGAGGAUGGAUGGAUGGAUGGAUGGAUAGGUGAUAGAGAGCAUUGUGUAGCAGACGGUAUCAAUUGAUGGGGGAGAACGGGAAACGGUAAAGGCAGAACGAAGAGAAAAGGACUAAGCUGAGGAUGAGUGAACACUGGGUUGAUGUUGAAAUAGUUUAGUCAUAUUGCAUAAUCAAGGUCAUCCUGUGUGCCUGCAAAAGUGCUGAGAUGUCCACCAACGUUGGCUUAUGAUGACCUCAUCAGUUGUUUGCUUUCGUUGUAGUAGGGAUUGGGAAAUAUAAACCAGCCACCACCCUAAUACUGCUUUAGAAAAAAAAAAAGUUUCCACCCCUCUUUCUCUAUCUGCCUCCUCGUAAAAUGUGGCUGCGCGGGAAA